AUGCCAUAUCCACCAGUAACUAAAACAUUUCCAUUUUGUAAUACAGAUGAAAAUUUUAUGUUAUCACCUAAUAAACAGAAAGAAGUUCAUGACAAUGGUAGACAUACUGCCUUUGGUAAACAACAAGUAAUAAUACACACUGACACAUUUGAUGAACAUGCAUAUGUUAUGUUGUUACAUGGUUCUAAAAUCGAACAUAGUAUACCUGGUGCACAGUAG
Rotaria sp. Silwood1 is the source of this 219-nucleotide messenger RNA. NCBI's taxonomy places the organism in Eukaryota, Metazoa, Rotifera, Eurotatoria, Philodinida, Philodinidae. The record is from the annotation of a GenBank genome assembly.